Molecule: messenger RNA, 3258 nt
Organism: Scomber scombrus (Atlantic mackerel)
Lineage: Eukaryota; Metazoa; Chordata; Actinopteri; Scombriformes; Scombridae
Gene: gldn
Product: gliomedin
Exons: 10
Coding region: 171-1928 (585 amino acids)
Biological process (GO): signal transduction
Cellular component (GO): cell surface
Source: RefSeq, a predicted model, not a curated record
UGGAGCACAGAUACUGACAGACAUUGAAUUUCAGCAAAGGACUUCCAUCUAUUGGAUUGUUUUUGCUUUUGUUGAUUUGAUUUUUGGUGGCAACGUCUUGGGUUUCAGUUUCCUGUUUGACUUUUUGACUUUGAUAUUCAUUGCUGUGUUGGAACGUCAUUACGCUGUGAAUGCUGAGGUCUGUGUGUGACCCUCAGAAACGAGGAGGUGAAGUGGUAACCAUGUGGAUCCCGACCCCCAGCAUGACUCUCCCUCAGCGGAUAGUGCUGUAUGGGACGUGUGUUGUGGCGCUGGUAAACUCUGUGGGCCUUCUGGUGCUCCUGGUCCAGCAGAAUCAGCAGCAAGUCCGGCUGGAGCAGACGGAGGCAAGAUUGACUGAAGUGGAACAGAGCUCAGUGGUGGAGUUCCUCCAGGAGGUGCCCAGAGGAGGAGCAGGGAUGCAGGCAAGCAUGGAGGAGCAGCAGCAGUACCAGUACCAGUACUCCAGGAACAAGAGGAGUGGAGGGCUGGAGAAGGACCUAGAGCAGGAAAUGGGGGAGCCUCUACAGGGAGAAGGACUGGAGCUCAAUCAGCAGGAGGUCAGCCAGGAGGUGGGAGAGGAAACAGAGAAGAAGAUCCAUGGAGUGAAACACAAGCAUCAGCACAGGCAGAGUUUCCACAAGACACAUGUGCAGGACGACAUGAUGAUGAUGAUGACUUACUCCAUGGUCCCGAUCAAAUUGCUGAUCGACAUUUGCAACAGCACCAAGGGAGUCUGCAUAGCCGGACCCCCAGGACCGCCUGGUUUGCCUGGUACGGAUGGUAUGCCCGGCCACAAUGGGACUGAUGGCAUCCCAGGACUUAAUGGACUGCCCGGGGCCGACGGCAAACGAGGAAAAAAAGGGCCGCCAGGUGAGAAAGGAGAGCCGGGUGAGAAAGGAGAGCGCGGCGAGACCGGUCCCCCUGGAGAGAAGGGCCAACCGUCCAAUGAUGUCAUUAUUGAGGGUCCUCCUGGUCCUCCAGGACCGCCUGGGCCCAUGGGCCCUCCUGGACCUCCAGGCCCUCAGGGGCCUCACAGAAUAAGGCACCACAGAGCCCACCUACAGGCUGCUCAGACCCUGGGGCCGUUACACGCUAUUCCAAAUGAUGAAACCUCAUCUUUGAAAGAGAAAAGGAUCCUAAAUGAGAGGCCAGUGAAGAAGAACGAGUGCCUGAUUAAGUCUUUGAUCAACCCCAGGAAUGUGACAAAGAUGGAAAGCACAUUUGGCAUGUGGAUGAAAGACACUGCUCAGCUGAACGAUGAGCACAUAUGGGUUGCAGAACACUUUUCUGGUCGUGUGUUGAAGGAGUAUAAAAGCAUCGCAUCUUUCCAGAGCAACAGCAGUGAGGUUGUGGAUGUGAGAAAGUUCUACCACGGCUGCGGCCACACUGUUCACAACGGUUCUUUCUACUAUCACAUUGCUGGCACUUCCAGCAUUGGCAGAUUUGAUCUUCACACCAAGAGGCUUCACACUCUCACUAUAGCCAACGCAUUGCACCACAGCCUCGCCUACCUGCUGUACAACUCCAAGACCUACUUCAAACUUGCAGCGGAUGAGAACGGCCUGUGGCUGAUCUUUGCCUCCAGUGUGGAUGAGAGCAUCAUGGUGGCCCAGCUGGACCAGAAGACCUUCUCUGUCACCUCCUUCAUUAAUACCACCUACCCCCGCACCAAAGCUGGCAAUGCCUUCAUUGCAUGUGGAGUUUUGUAUGUCACCGACACAAAGGACACCAGAGUCACCUUUGCUUUUGACCUGCUGAAGGGUAAGCCGGUCAACGUAACCUUUGACCUGAGGUCUCCAGUAGGAGUGUUGUCCAUGCUCUCCUACAGCCCAAAGGACAGACACCUGUAUGUGUGGGAUAACGGCUACGUCAGGCUUUACGUAGUCCACUUCAUCUCUGACGAGUGAGAACCAGCGUGCAGUACUGGCAGAAUAUGAGACGACAUGCAGACAUGACUGUUACAUAGUCAGAUGAAAACAGCCAGCUGACUAGCAACUAUUCACUCUUCAAUCUUUAAAUCCAAGACAGAUGAACACGUCAACGUCUCAACUUUCUCAUCCUGUAGGACUUUCAACUGAACGUAUAACCAGUUAUUGUAAAUCAUGGUAUCAGCCUAUAAUUAUUGUGAUUUGUGUAAAAAGUAAAACAGUGCUGUAUUUGUAUCCUAUUCCUGAUGUACAUGUGAGAUUUUGGAGUUACUAACAGUGUGAUCUUUUUUGCAUUUUCUAUCAAACAAUUGUAUAAUUUAUACAAAAUCAACUUUUGAGGCCGUUUUGUGUCAAAAGUCAGUAUUUUGUGUCUUUGCAUGAUUUAGUGAAUGUACUUCUUACAAGUUGUUUUUUAAAUUUUUUUUAUUUUAAUAGAAUUACGUUAUCCACCUUAUAUUUUGUACAUAUACACAGUCCACCUGCAUUUGUGAUGGAGCAGCAUGGUCGCUUAUUUCUAUUGACAGAAAGAAAAAAAGAGAAAAAAAGGAGCGCCAAAUCCGCCUGAUGAAAUAAAAAGAAUUUAUUCACUUUACAAAGGUAAAACUCUGACCAUGACCUGUUCUCUCACACCCCCCUCCAGGCUCAAGUGCCCUGCUGUAGUUAGUGUCUACUCAUGAUAUUGGCUUCUUUUGCAGUACAUGCACACACAUACACACCAGACACCAGUAGGACCAUUGGUAACACACUUAAGAUACAUACAGUAUACAUAGUGGGCAGAAAGAGGGAGAGAAACACAAAUCUCUUUAAUAAAUACCAUACAUACACUUAACAAAAGUUACAACUAAUCCAGCUGGUAUGAUACAAACCAAAAAAUAAAGAAAUGCUUUCAUGUUUGUACAAGCUGUUGUGAUAUUUCAUAUAUAUAUAUAUAUAUUUAUAUAAUUUAUAUAUUAAAACUAUUUCAAACAUUUUACUACUAGGCCAAAUGAAGCCAGACAUUCAUUUUUAUAUAACAGUUUCUUCUUCAAUAACCCAUUUGUUUGAAAUAAACUUUUAGUGUCUCCAUAAUUUGAGUGCAAAUAUCUAUUCCUUAUGGAUGAAACAGUAAAAACAACUAGCGAGGUAACACACACACUUACAUACAGUAGACUGUUGCACAUCUCCCAGUCAGAUACAGUAAAACCCCUUACAUUCCUAAAAUAAAAGGCAAUAAGUUAAAAUAGUUUUACAAAGGAAUGGUAAACCAAGCAAACACAUACAUAUAAAUAAUUUAAAUAAUAAAAUAAAAUACAUUAAAAAAAAAAACAAA